AUGAACACCAAAGCAGCUUCUGAACGUUAUCAAAGACAGGUACAAGAUAUAUCAAAACAACCAGGUAAUAAUACAUGCGCAGAUUGUAAUGGAAGGUAUCCAAGAUGGGCAAGUUGGAGUUUAGGAAUAUUCUUGUGUAUGAAUUGUGCGGGCGUUCAUCGAAAGAUGGGAACGCAUAUAAGUAAAGUGAAAUCAUUAACGCUUGAUACAUGGUCGAAAGAACAAGUUGAACGAAUGCGGGAGAAUGGAAAUGUAAAAUCAAAU
Molecule: messenger RNA, 264 nt
Organism: Meira miltonrushii
Lineage: Eukaryota; Fungi; Basidiomycota; Exobasidiomycetes; Exobasidiales; Brachybasidiaceae
Product: Arf GTPase activating protein
Exons: 1
Biological process (GO): intra-Golgi vesicle-mediated transport; endoplasmic reticulum to Golgi vesicle-mediated transport; endocytosis
Cellular component (GO): Golgi apparatus
Molecular function (GO): GTPase activator activity
Source: RefSeq, a predicted model, not a curated record